UGAAUAUCAUUUUCAUAGAGAAAUAGGCUUCGAUUCUAGUGUUACGCCGGCUAGGAAGUAAGGUACGAAUUUCGGCAUCUCGAUGGCUUCUCACUGGAAUGUGCAUUGCAAUGGAUGUGGUUCUGGAAACUUAGUCCAUUAUCGUUACAAAUGCUUGCGCUGUGAGGAUUUCGAUUUGUGUGCCGACUGCCAUGAGAAUAAGGUGGAGACAGGUGACCAUAAGAGUACCCAUCCAUUCCAAUGUCUGUUGGAUCGGGCCGCACGCGAAUUGUUCUUUGCUGGGGAACCCAUACCGGAGCUAUGUGCGGAAAGCUUCACAUGUCCCAUAUGCGGUGAGAUGGGGCACACACGGAAGGACUUAAUUAAGCAUGCUCAGUCCAAGCAUCAAGGCGACUGCACGGCUGUCAUUUGUCCACUGUGUGUCACCUUGGCAUCCACCCAUCCCGAAUGGGUGAUCAAUAUCGUUGGCCAUUUGAAUUUGCAUCAUGGCGAAGGCAUAUUACGCAUGAGCAGUCUCAGUGGUGCCGCUGGUACUAAUGCUGGUACUAGUGGUGGCAGCGGAGCUGCUGGCGGCGGCGGUGGUACCUUUGGUACUUCACCAUUCAGUCUCAAUUCAACUGGACGUACAUCGGGCUUUAGCGGCACAGGCAGCGGCGGUGGUACAGUUGCCACAGAUGGCUUUCAAUAUAGAACCAUUUCGUCUCCCAGUAUUUUGCGUACCUCGGGUGCUCAUGGCAAUGCCAAUAAUUCGAGCAGCAGCGGUUUGUCAGGUACAGCUUCUGUCAAUGUUGCAGAUGCCCCUCAAAGCCAUCAUGUGCAGAUUGUUGAGGGUCCACAGCCGACAGAGGCUCCGGCGCAGAGAGUGCGUGUCCUAAUGAUUCCACCGCAUGCUGAGUCCGAGGAUCUGACCGAUAGUGAAGUGUAUGAAGACAGCGACUAGAAUAGAUAUUGAUGAUUCCACAUCCCCAUUUGUAUUUUAGUAAAUGGCCAAAUAAAAAUGAUUACAUCAAUGGAAAACCA
Molecule: messenger RNA, 1020 nt
Organism: Drosophila willistoni
Lineage: Eukaryota; Metazoa; Arthropoda; Insecta; Diptera; Drosophilidae
Product: E3 ubiquitin-protein ligase KCMF1
Exons: 2
Coding region: 83-940 (285 amino acids)
Biological process (GO): mitophagy; endosome organization; aggrephagy
Cellular component (GO): amphisome; aggresome
Molecular function (GO): zinc ion binding; K63-linked polyubiquitin modification-dependent protein binding; protein kinase C binding
Source: RefSeq, a predicted model, not a curated record